Molecule: messenger RNA, 534 nt
Organism: Periconia digitata
Lineage: Eukaryota; Fungi; Ascomycota; Dothideomycetes; Pleosporales; Periconiaceae
Source: the annotation of a GenBank genome assembly
UCCGGAUGAGGCUGAGAAAAAACAAAGGCGCAGACAGGGAUGUCCGGCCACUCAUGCGCUGCUCGGUUCCGUGUUCGAGCCACCUUACAUUGUCCAUGACUUAUCGUGCUUGCUUAUGUAUUAUGUACACACAUCCUAGCUGCUACCACGUAACGUGCAUCUGGGCUACAAUCAACCAGUCCCUAUAAUCGCAACACCAGCCCCCCGCUGCUCUCGCAAUCAAUCAUGGCCGACCAACUACUCGAUCAGGUGCGCGAUGCGGUAGAAGGCCAGAUCGACUUUGAGGGACAAAAGCUGGCCGAGCUCAUCACCACCGUUCUGCUCGGAGGAGUCGGUAUCUUGGCCUUCAUCGUUGGCUUCAUGACCCAAGACAUCAAGUUAUCGCUCUACAUCGGCCUCGCCGGCACCGCCCUGACGUUUCUUGCCGUUGUUCCGCCCUGGCCCUUUUACAACAAGAAUCCCGAAGGAUGGCUGCCCCCUCACAAAGGUGCGUCGACCGUCCAGAUCAACGUAGACGGUCAGAAGGUGGGUUAG